Molecule: messenger RNA, 1215 nt
Organism: Pyrenophora tritici-repentis Pt-1C-BFP
Lineage: Eukaryota; Fungi; Ascomycota; Dothideomycetes; Pleosporales; Pleosporaceae
Source: RefSeq, a predicted model, not a curated record
AUGCCCGUCGGAAUCAAUCAGCCGUCUAACCAGAUCAAGCUCACCAAUGUAUCCCUGGUGCGCAUGAAGAAAGGCAAGAAGCGCUUCGAAAUCGCCUGCUACAAGAACAAGGUCCUUGAGUGGCGCACCAAGAAUGAAAAGGAUCUCUCCAACGUGCUGCAAAUCGAAAACGUCUUCCUCAACGUCUCAAAGGGCCAAGUCGCGCCCAAAGCCGAUCUCGAAAAGGCCUUCCCCAAGAAGUCGCUCGAGGAGAUUAUCAUAGAUAUCCUGGAUCAUGGAGAACUUCAGGUAGGCGAGAAGGAGAGAAAUGCCGAACUCGAGCGCACCAAGAAUGAGGUCAUCGAUAUCGUGGCGGGAAAACUCGUAGACCCCAAGACGAAGCGCGUAUACACGACAGGCAUGAUUGAAAAGGCGCUAGAUCAGCUCAGUUCGGCCGCCGCAACACAGCAGGGAGAGAAGGACAAGGGAGAGAGCAAGGAAGAUGGCGAGGACAAGGGCAAGGCAAAGGAGCUGCCAAAAUGGACUGGCAUUGUUACCAACAAGUCGUCCAAGUCGCAGGCACUUUUUGCUAUGAAGGCGCUCAUUGCGCACCAGCCCAUACCCGUCGCCCGAAUGCAGAUGAAGCUGCGCGUUACAUGCCCUACGUCCGUCCUCAAGCAAGCCAUUAAAACCGCACCCAAAGCGCAACCCGGUACCGAGGAAAAGGGGUCAAGCGGAACAGUCAAGGAUGCGAUACUGGGCUUCAUGGAGAAGAUUGAAAGCCAAGAUACUCUGGGUGCUGAGUGGGAGGCAGUGGGUCUAGUCGAGCCCGGAGCUUUCAAGGGCUUGAACGAACUAAUCGAGGGCCAGACAAAGGGCAGGGGCAAUGUAGAGGUCCUGGAGAUGGCUGUUGGCGCCGACGAGUGAGUGAUGACUCGAGACACACGCCUCGCGCAAGACGCCCGUCCUCACGUGUACCGCACAAGAGACAAACAGUCUAGGAACAGCGCUCAUGUCCGCCGAGAGAAAAGCGCUUGCCCCUUUCGAAUUGCAACGCGCACGACAACUACCGCCUCGUCACCCCAGGAUGGAUAGGGUGUACCACUGCCCCAUCAUUGCCCAGCGCAACCAUUCGUAGAGCCUAUCGAAGCGAUUCAUAUGUGUAUAUCUGCAUACACAGCACAUUGCCGUUCGUAGGCAUAAAACUAGCUUUCCAAGAUAAUUUAGACAAGCCUU